This is a messenger RNA of Cuscuta epithymum, 977 nucleotides long. The record is from the annotation of a GenBank genome assembly. Lineage: Eukaryota; Viridiplantae; Streptophyta; Magnoliopsida; Solanales; Convolvulaceae.
CAAAAUCCUUAUGGUUUUGGUGAUGACAGGGCUUCAGAUAUGACAGACCAGAGUGGACUUCUAUAUAAAUGGGAUGAUCUGGUGGAAAGUAUUCAAGCCAGUGACGGUGAGCUAGCAGCCGGGUUACAAGCUUUGCCCGCAGUAGAGAUUAAUGGAUACUGGAGAAUUUUAGAUGAGAAAUAUAUGGAUGGAGUUCUUAACAUGCUUCUGCAUAAUUCAGUCAUCAAGAACUGGUCUUUGAACAUGUUGGAUGAAGAUGAAGUUCUUCAAGUGUUGGAAGGAGAUGGAUUUCCCAAGAAAAUUGCAAUGCACUGUUUGGAGGUUCAUGGGAGUAGAGAUGAUGAAGGCUUGGUUUGGAGGAUGGAUGAGAAGAGGAUCUGUGUGCACUUUGCGAGAGGGAUAUUGAGAGGAGGAAAGAAGAUGAAGAUGGAAAGUUUCAUGGAGGAAUGGAGAUUGAAGAUUCCCGAUGGGAUGGAUGUGACUUUUGAAAUGCUGGAAGGGGAAGUGUUAACUGAGAAGAUGGGGAUAGAGACUUGGGUAUAUGCUUUUAGUGUGUCCUCAUUGUCUUCCAUUCCUGCUGAGAGGUUUUCGAUGCUUUUCCAAGAAAGAGCGAGAUGGGAAUGGAAGGAUAUGCAGCCAUAUAUAUGUUAGGGACCUAAAAGUGCCCGGGAUGUCUUUGGAGGGAUUACUUCUGAAAUACACCCGAAGAACCCAACCAACAGCGGAUGCAGAACCCAUAUUCAGCGCAAGAUAGAUAUUAUGUGUAUAUGGUUAAAUUAGAGGCUCUUAUACCAUUCCGGCACUCUCAAUUCGGGGCUUCGGGCCUUGAAUUAAAAAAGAAAAAUGAAUUCAAUGAACUUGUUAAAAUGGUUCAAAUUUCAAUUUUUAUAAUAAUGUCACCCAAUAGGUCCGUAGGUUGCUGGAUCUGAUAUUCUGAUAAUCUGAUGUAGCAACUAGAGUCUAGAGGUAAAAUAAAC